Molecule: messenger RNA, 627 nt
Organism: Mucor mucedo
Lineage: Eukaryota; Fungi; Mucoromycota; Mucoromycetes; Mucorales; Mucoraceae
Exons: 5
Coding region: 1-627 (208 amino acids)
Source: RefSeq, a predicted model, not a curated record
AUGUUUCUGGUUAAGGACAUUAAUGAAAACCAGACACUUGCAAAACUUGCAUGGACAAAAACACCAAAAAAAUGGUUUAGAGCUAUGAGUCACGUCACUUCUACAUUCAAAGGUAUGGGAAGCGAGGAAAAAUCAAAUUUACAGUCUUUAAGAAGAUACUACUUAUUUAGCUGCAGCGAUGCAGAAACAGGGAAAGCAAGGGAGUACACAGGACGGGUGGAAGACUUUAUCAAUAUAAAAGAAAUUAUUUCGAAGUUUAAGGGUUUCUAUACACUGAAAGCAACGGCAGCAAAGGAAAACAGGCUAAAAAAUCUUAGCUCAUGUAGAAGAACUUUUCCCAAGAGAUCUUUAACACCACUUACAGCUGUAACAAGUACGCCUUCGUUAAAUCUAUCAAAUAAUCAUGCAAUAACCUUUGUACUUGUUCGGUAUGAUUCACAGGCAUAUAACCAACACUACUGCAAUUUCGAAAUUGCUAAGGAACUCGUGGUACUCACAGGGCAUAUCAUCAAAUAUAAGCUUACCAUUAUUAAAUACCCACCAGAAUAUGGAUCCAGGUGGGUUACUUUUGAGGUCCGAUAUUGUAAAGUACCUCUGGCUCAUCAAGAAGAUGUAAUGAUUGUAUAA